This is a messenger RNA of Saccostrea cuccullata (small rock oyster), 1274 nucleotides long. RefSeq names its product mitoferrin-1-like. Gene Ontology annotation, molecular function: ferrous iron transmembrane transporter activity. Bases 142 to 1098 code for a protein of 318 amino acids. Gene Ontology annotation, cellular component: mitochondrial membrane. The record is from RefSeq and is a predicted model, not a curated record. Gene Ontology annotation, biological process: iron import into the mitochondrion. The transcript is spliced from 4 exons. Lineage: Eukaryota; Metazoa; Mollusca; Bivalvia; Ostreida; Ostreidae.
CAGAGGAAAAGGGGUGACCAAAAUUGAGAACAAGAAGCCAAACGAAGAAAAAAAUAGUGACAUUGUGGUGUUCUUAAGUGUGAAAAGUUUUAUUCUCAUACGGUUUACUUGUGGCAUAUGUAAUAAAGGUUCACAUGUGCAAUGGACUACGACGAUCCGUAUGAGAGUCUUCCAAGUACCUCCACUACCACAACGCAUAUGUUAGCCGGAUCGGCAGCUGGUGUCUUAGAACAUAGUGUUAUGUACCCUGUGGACUGUGUCAAGACACGUAUGCAAUCAUUGGUGCCGGACCCAAAGGCUGACUACCGCAGUGUGGUGGAUGCGUUUAACACCAUUAUUCGCCAUGAGGGGUUACUGAGAACAAUGAAGGGAGCUCCAAUAGUUGUGCUGGGAGCAGGACCAGCACAUGCAUUCUACUUUGCUUGUUAUGAAUAUCUUAAAAAAACUCUUAGUGGGGGUCAGAAGGGAAACCAUAUUGCUCAUGGUGUAGCUGGAUCAGUGGCAACACUGCUUCAUGAUUCUGUUAUGGUUCCUGUUGAUGUGGUAAAGCAAAGAAUGCAGGUAUUCAACAGCCCUUAUACAAGCUGCAGGUCAUGUGCAAAAGCCAUUCUUAAGCAGGAAGGCAUCUUUGCAUUUUACAGAAGCUAUACCACACAAUUGACGAUGAACAUCCCUUUCCAAAGUGUGCACUUUAUGACUUACGAAUUCAUGCAAGAUAUACUAAACCACGACAGAAAUUAUAGUCCAGUGACUCAUAUGGUUUCAGGCGCCACAGCAGGUGCGGUGGCAGCCUCAGUGACUAUGCCACUUGAUGUAUGCAAAACGCUCCUCAAUACACAAGAGAGUUGCACUAGGACUCAUGCAUCUUACAUCAAUGGCAUGAUAUCUGCUUUUAGGACGGUUUAUGAGUUUCAGGGCCUGACUGGGUUUUACAGAGGCCUGACGGCUCGAGUGAUAUUUCAGAUGCCUGCCACUGCCAUCUCCUGGUCUGUGUAUGAAGGGUUUAAGUACAUCAUCACCAAAAAGCAAGCAGUAGAAGACACUCUGCCAAAAACCCUCUCUAUCCGAGCUGCCUCAGCGUCUUCUCAUCCUGACUAAAUGGAAAUAAAAAAAAUUUUCUUGUUUAGGUUUUUAAAAAAAGUCAAAAAUCUAAAAAAAAUCUGUCAAAUGCCCAAGUAAUAUUUAUUUACACAUGUACCAUGAUGCUUACAAAAAAAGAGCUUAAAUUGCUUCACAUACCUAGAGCUAAAAAGAAAUUUAUGAAUCGUUGCAUG